AUGGUGUUGAAACCGUUCCACACAGAAGCCCUAAAUGGGUUGUGCUCCAAGGAUCAACUAGACCUACUAGACUCGAUCGACUGUCUCCGUUCGCAAGGCAUCAGUCACUAUGUCUCAUUGCCACAGAUCAUUGUGUGCGGGGACCAGUCAUCUGGAAAGAGCUCUGUGCUAGAAGCAAUAUCCGGCGUACCGUUUCCUACCAAAAGCAACCUGUGUACCCGAUUUCCGAUAGAAUUAGUCCUCCGCAAGACGUCGCACAUCGGCGUAAGCGUGUCGAUUGUCCCGCACGAAUCGCGCAGCGAGUCUGGGCAGCUGUCCCUCGGCGGCUUUCACGAGAAGCUAGAUGGCUUCGAUGGGCUUCCAACCCUGAUUGAGAACGCGAAAGCAGCCUUGGCAAUCUCCACACAUGGUAGAGCUUUCUCAAAAGAUCUCCUCCGAGUUGAGGUCUCGGGUCCCGACCGGCCUCACUUGACCAUCGUGGACCUGCCUGGCCUCAUCCACUCCGAAACGAAGCAGCAAUCGGCUUCCGAUGUUGAGCUGGUACAAGAUGUCGUUCAAGCCUAUAUGAAGGAGCCAAGAAGCAUCAUCCUCGCGGUAGUCUCGGCGAAGAACGAUUAUGCGAACCAGAUCGUGCUAAAGCUCGCCCGCGCUGCUGAUAAGAAGGGCAAUCGGACGCUCGGCGUUAUCACCAAGCCGGAUACUUUGAUUGCGAGUUCCGAGAGUGAAGCCAUGUACGUCUCUCUCGCGAGAAACCAGGAUGUCGAGUUCCGGUUAGGCUGGCAUGUCUUGAAAAACAUGGACUCUGAAACGGGAGAGUGGUCGUUGGCGGAUCGCGACGUCAAGGAAGAGGAGUUCUUUUCUCAAGGGAUAUGGGAAGAUCUGCCCCGCUCCCUCUUAGGCGUCGACAAGUUACGGAACAGGCUGAGCAAGUCUCUCAUCAAAGCGUCCGUGGAUGGCACUUAUAACGAUCCGUUCUUUGAGGAUGCUCAGUCUGAACCCGGCUAUCAAAAGCGUAUACGGGCCGUGGUACAGAACCUCAACCUAGACUUCGCUGAACGCAUCGCCAGGCGAGGCCACUACCGUGAGAUUAUCGACUCUCCCCGCAAGACGGCUGUUCCUAGAGGGGUAACUGCAACGACGAGAGAAGAUUUCAUGGAUCACAUACAGCACCUGGUGCGGAGGACUAAGGGUCGAGAGUUGCCGGGAACCUUUAAUCCCAUGAUAGUGGCAGAUUUGUUCCUCGAACAAUCAUCUCCCUGGGAAGCGCUCACCCGAGGCCACAUCGAAAAAGUCUGGCAGGCCGCUAAAAAAUUCCUUACUCUAACAACCACCUACGUCGCCGAUACUGCAACCUCCAAAACACUCUUCCAAAAGAUCUUCGAGCCUGCGUUAAAGGAGCUAUUAGGAACUCUGAACGCAAAGAGCACUGAGCUGCUAACGCCACAUCAGAAAAGUCACCCGAUCACAUACAAUCAUUAUUUCACCGAAGCUCUCCAAAAGGCCCGGAACGAACGAAGCAGGGAUGAAUACACAAGGAUUAUCAAAGACUUCUUCGGCACCUCUUCCAUUGAGUCGGUUGCUUUGAAACGUUUUGUCGAUGACAUUGCUAUCGAAGUUAUCGAAGCCAAGCUCAUCUCCCCGCUCCAUAAUAUCUUCUCUCCUAUUACCGUCACUUCUAUGUCCGCGGACCUCGUGACUUGCAUCGCUGGUGAGUCUGAGGAGAACCGCGCCCAGCGCGCACAGUUGAACAAACAGCUGGAAGUCCUUAUGAAGGGUAUUGAGACCUGCAGGCGCUUCGUCGGCGUCAGAAUCCUUGGAGGUGUGGAUGAUAGCACGGUUCAAUCAGAGAACACGUCCAACUCCACAGACUAUGUCCCUAGCGGCUCCGAUGAGGCGUUUGAUGAUUCAGCUUCAGAUGACGGCAGGUCGCUAUCGGAUAGCUUUCACAGAGGCGCGAGCGAGCCCAUUCAAUAUCCCGCUCCCGUUCCCCUAGGGGAGCGAGAAGUAGUGGAGGAAUUAAACGACGAACCAAAAGAAGAAAUUUACAUCUCUUCUAAAUCCAAGAAAGAUAAGAAGAAGUCGAAAGUUGCAGCGAAAUGGUUUUCUGAGUAUGAUUGACUGUUAUGCAAUUAGUAGCCGAAUGGCGGGUUCUAGUACUAGAAGAAAUACAAGUAUGGACAUGAAGUAAUAGCAAGCUCUCUCCGUC
Molecule: messenger RNA, 2206 nt
Organism: Hyaloscypha bicolor E
Lineage: Eukaryota; Fungi; Ascomycota; Leotiomycetes; Helotiales; Hyaloscyphaceae
Exons: 4
Coding region: 1-2118 (705 amino acids)
Cellular component (GO): membrane; cytoplasm; microtubule
Molecular function (GO): microtubule binding; GTP binding; GTPase activity
Source: RefSeq, a predicted model, not a curated record